GUGUAGCCUCAGUUAUUUUCUUUAAAGGGAAUGCAGAUGUUUCCUUUUAUCUCCCUCUCUCUGGCAAGUGGCAACCAUCCUUGAAUAUUGAUCUCAUAUGGUCUCAUAUUGUCUACACCUGGAACAAGUCCUGCUGGGAACAACUGCUGCAAUUAUAGGCUAUUAACAUCUAUAGACUUAUUAUUAAGGCUAUUAAACACAAAAUAUCUGGUCAACACAUGCUUUGGAAUAGUUUAAAUUCUGUGCAUAUUACCUAAAACAGGCCGUGUUAUUGGCUGUACGACCAUUUAAAACAAACGAGUUAUUUGUAUUAUGAGUCAGGAAUGCAUAACAUCUGAUAUUGUCAUUUAAAUGUUUAGGUCUACUAAUUUAUAGUUGCUGGGUUUGUCCAGUUGAGUUUACCGUGACGCAGUUGAGUAGGAGUGCACAGUCACCGACAACACAGUCUGGGUCUGGGUUGAGCAGCGGCAAGGAUGUUGCGUUUGCCUGCGGUGAGCCGCACUCUCUCAGCUGUCACGCGAACCAAAGGGGGCGUUCCCGCCACCACCAGUAAUGCUUGUUCUGUAGCCACGGCAGCUGCUAGCAACUUGAUAGAGGUGUUUGUAGAUGGAAAUCCUGUUACAGUGGAGCCAGGAACCACUGUGCUACAGGCAUGCGAGAAGGUUGGAAUCCAGAUCCCUCGUUUCUGCUAUCACGAACGCCUGUCGGUGGCAGGCAACUGCCGGAUGUGUUUGGUAGAGAUUGAGAAAGCACCAAAGCCGGUGGCCGCAUGUGCAAUGCCAGUCAUGAAAGGUUGGAACAUCUUAACAAACUCUGACAAAACAAGGAAGGCCAGAGAAGGAGUAAUGGAAUUCUUGUUGGCUAACCACCCGUUGGAUUGCCCAAUCUGUGACCAGGGGGGAGAAUGUGACCUACAGGACCAGUCCAUGAUGUUUGGCAGCGACCGGAGUCGCUUCACGGAGAGCAAGAGAGCCGUGGAGGACAAGAACAUCGGCCCCCUCAUCAAGACCAUCAUGACUCGCUGCAUCCAGUGCACUCGCUGUGUACGCUUUGCCAGUGAGAUUGCUGGUGUGGAAGACCUGGGAACCACGGGCAGGGGAAACGACCUCCAGAUUGGCACCUAUGUGGAGAAGAUGUUCAUGUCGGAGCUGUCUGGGAACGUAAUCGACAUCUGCCCCGUGGGGGCGCUGACUUCCAAACCUUAUGCCUUCACCGCCCGUCCCUGGGAAACCAGGAAGACUGAGUCUAUCGAUGUGUUAGACGCCGUGGGCAGCAACAUUGUGUUGAGCACCCGAUCCGGAGAAGUCAUGAGGGUCCUUCCUCGUCUCCACGAGGACAUUAAUGAAGAGUGGAUCUCAGAUAAGACCAGGUUUGCCUAUGACGGGCUGAAGCGACAGCGGCUCACCCAGCCAAUGGUGAAGAAUGAGACCGGCCAGCUGGUGACCACUUCCUGGGAAGAUGUGCUGACUCGUGUAGCUGGAGUAUUACAAGGAGCUCAAGGUAACAAGGUAGCUGCUGUCGUUGGGGGGAUGGUGGAUGCAGAGGCUCUCGUUGCCCUGAAGGACCUGCUGAAUCGUCUGAACAGUGAUCACCUCUGCACUGAGGAGAUGUUCCCCAUGACGGGGGCAGGGUCUGACCUGCGCUCAAACUAUCUGUUGAACACUCGCAUUGCCGGUAUUGAAGAGGCGGAUCUGCUUCUUCUGGUGGGCACCAAUCCACGCUAUGAGGCUUCGCUUUUCAACGCACGGAUCAGAAAGAGUUGGCUCCACAAUGAGCUGCAGGUGGCCCUUGUGGGGAGAGAGGUGGAUCUGAGUUACACGUACAACCAUCUAGGGGAGUCUGCAAAGGUUCUACAGGACAUUGCAGCAGGGUCUCAUCCCUUCUCUAAGGUUUUGGCUGAGGCCGAACGUCCAGUGGUAGUAGUGGGCAGUGGAAUGCUGCAGCGAGCGGAUGGGGCUGCAAUACUGGCUGCCGUGUCCACCAUAGCUCACAAUGCUCGGGUUAGCAGCGGAGUUGAUAAUGACUGGAAGGUUCUCAAUGUGCUUCACAGGGUGGCAAGUCAAGUGGCUGCCCUGGAUCUUGGGUACAAGGCAGGUGUGGAGGCAAUCAGGAAGAAUCCACCCAAGGUCCUGUUCCUCUUAGGGGCAGAUGCUGGCUGCAUUACUCGCCAAGACCUGCCAAAAGACUGCUUUAUUAUUUAUCAGGGACACCAUGGUGAUGUUGGUGGACCAAUGGCUGACAUUAUACUUCCUGGAGCUGCCUACACAGAGAAAUGUGGCACCUAUGUGAACACAGAGGGCCGCGCACAGCAGACCAGGGUGGCUGUGACCGCUCCAGGACUGGCCAGGGAGGACUGGAAGAUCAUCAGAGCCAUAUCUGAGCUUGCUGGAGCGAUUCUUCCCUAUGACACUAUUGAUGAAGUGCGUGACAGGCUGGCGGAGGUUUCACCCAACCUGGUGCGGUAUGACAAUGUGGAGGAGGCCAACUAUUUUAGGCAGGCAAAUGAACUGUCAAAGUCUGUGGACCAGACUGUGCUUGCAGAGCCUCUGAUCCCUCCAUUGCUGACUGUGAGAGACUUCUACAUGACAGAUCCUAUAAGCAGAGCCUCCCAGACCAUGGCUAAGUGCGUGAAGGCAGUGAAUGAAGGAGCAUAAGCUGUCCAAGAGUUGUCCAUUUGCUGAACCUGUUCUACUGUUUAAUAGAUGCCCAUUCAAUGUCAUACACAUCCGUAGGAACUGUAUUUAUUUGCAGUGUCGGUAUUCUUUCGGUGUUCACACACUUAGUAAUACAUUACAUGAAAUGGCAUUUAAAUGCAGUAACAUGUCAUAUGCAUUUAAAGAAGACUAUUCAGUUAUUGUACCCUUUUACUGUCUAAGCAAAUUGCUGUCCAGGAGAAAUACAUUCAACCCACAUCUAUUAUGACCACUAAACUAUUUUAUUAAAUACAUUAUUUAUUUAAUGUGUAUGUUUAAGUCUGUACCAUAGAAAAUUAAGUAACUAUUGAAUUACUGAAGAGUAUAAUCAAUGUAGAUAACGAAUACCUUUAAUAAACAUGUUUCUAUGCUAGAAGUCUGUGCUGAAUAAAGUCUUAGUAAAGUCAGUAAAAUAUCCCAAACUUUGAAGUAAACGUUUUCAUAUAUAGGCUAGGCUAUUUAUUUUGUAUUAUUCACAAUAGAGGAACUAGCCUAUUAGGAUAGGAACUAACUUUUUUCUUAAUGUUCCCAAGUCGAUAAACAAAUAUCGAAUCAAUAGGUAAAACGUGCAUUAUUUUU
Molecule: messenger RNA, 3272 nt
Organism: Osmerus eperlanus (European smelt)
Lineage: Eukaryota; Metazoa; Chordata; Actinopteri; Osmeriformes; Osmeridae
Product: NADH-ubiquinone oxidoreductase 75 kDa subunit, mitochondrial-like
Exons: 19
Coding region: 474-2654 (726 amino acids)
Biological process (GO): cellular respiration; ATP synthesis coupled electron transport
Cellular component (GO): membrane
Molecular function (GO): NADH dehydrogenase (ubiquinone) activity; iron-sulfur cluster binding
Source: RefSeq, a predicted model, not a curated record